AUGAGGGAACCAGUCGUAGAAGACCCCGCGCGAUGUCAGUCAGUCGUGGGAAAACUAGCAAAUGCGAAAGUGCUGCUAAAAGGUGUCAAUAUUCAGGAAAUUGAUAGCGACGAAAAUAUGGAUGAGCAAAUUAACAAUGGCGAGAACAAACAAAAAAUUAAGAAAGGGGACCGUCGUAAAAGUAAAACAGACACUGAACAAGCAAGAGAUGAUAUAAAGAAAUUUAAAGAGAAUCUUUUACAAUCUAUUCCAGUGGGCGAUUCCUCAAUUAUUUCUGAUGGUACUUCAGAAAUAGUGGUACCGCAGCCGGCGCGGUCGCGGUCCGCGUCUAAAGCGAGAGAAGCACUUUGCAUACCCGCUAAUGUAUUAGCGGAGCUGGAUGAGCAGAAGCUGUUCGAAUUGAAAGAGGCUUUUUUAUUAUUCGACUUAGACGGUGAUGGUUGUAUAGACCAUAAUGAUUUACGAGGCACACUAGUGAGCCUUGGGGAGAAAGUGGACGAGCAAGCUGUAAAGAAUAUGCUGUCUGAGGCGCCAAAUCCAUUGGAUUUCGACGCAUUUGUUAACCUUCUUGGGUAUAAAACCCUUGAAUUGGAUUCGGAGGAGACCUUGGUGGCAGCACUGUCCCGUUGGGACAAAGAUAAUUCUGGAUUUAUAUCUGAAGAAAGAAUUCGUCACGAUUUGAUGACAUUCGGCGAUCGGUUCACGGAGAAGGAGGCAGAUUAUGCUUUGGACGAAGCCCCUAUCGUUCAAAAGAAUGGCAACACGAUGAUCGACUACUUGCGCUUCUGCAGUCAACUGGCUGGUCUUCGGAAGGCGAACAAAAAGCAAAUUCAAUAGGAAAAAAUUGCAAAUUCUUCAUGACACACUGUAUUGCCUAUUUUAUUUUAAGUUGCCCUUUGAUAUUUACACCGAAAAUAAAAACUUUUCUUCAUUGUACUUUGUCAAAUAUUCAAAUGUAUAUUUAUUGUAUUAGUUCACAUACAAUAACUUUAUAAUAUUAUUUCAGGGUUUUUUUAUUUAUGCAAUUAGGAAAAUUAUAAAACUGUAGAGAACAUGUAUAUAGUAUCCUGGGAUAUUUGAAACUGCAAUUGUUUAAAAGUUCUAUUAAAAAAAUCAAUUUAUGC
Messenger RNA from Diatraea saccharalis (sugarcane borer), 1124 nucleotides. Lineage: Eukaryota; Metazoa; Arthropoda; Insecta; Lepidoptera; Crambidae. The record is from the annotation of a GenBank genome assembly.